Messenger RNA from Drosophila ficusphila, 643 nucleotides. It is a transcript of the gene PDCD-5, whose product is annotated as programmed cell death protein 5. The record is from RefSeq and is a predicted model, not a curated record. Gene Ontology annotation, molecular function: DNA binding. The transcript is spliced from 3 exons. Lineage: Eukaryota; Metazoa; Arthropoda; Insecta; Diptera; Drosophilidae. The coding region runs from base 120 to 527 and encodes 135 amino acids. Gene Ontology annotation, cellular component: cytosol; nucleus.
UCACACUGAUUUACUGCACACCUUCUGGCUGAAAAGUGCGUGAUUUAAUAUUUCGAGUUGCAAGAACACAAAGAUUUCUUAAUUUACUGCCAUAUACUACCUACAAUUAAAACCACAGCAUGUCUGAUGGAGAUUUGGAUGCCUUACGUGCCCAGCGCAUGGCCCAAAUGCAGUCGCAAUUUGGCGGCGGCGGUGGCAAUGAUGCGGAAAAACAAAAAGCCCAGCAGGAGCAGAUGCGCGCACAGGAAGAGAUGAAGCAUUCGAUAUUAUCUCAAGUUCUGGAUCAGCAGGCCAGAGCACGACUGAACACCCUCAAAGUAAGCAAGCCUGAGAAGGCGCAAAUGUUCGAGAACAUGGUCAUCCGUAUGGCUCAAAUGGGUCAGGUGCGCGGAAAACUCGACGACGCCCAAUUUGUGAGCAUCCUUGAAAGCGUCAAUGCUCAGAUGCCACAGAGCAAGUCCUCCGUAAAGUAUGAUCGGCGUCGAGCGGCCAUUGACAGCGAUGAUGACGAGGAUUACGGCUGCUGAUCCGGCCAAAGUUUCCCGCCCAAGUCCUUAUUUAAGUUUUCUCCCGCUCUUUGCAUCCGCUAAAUCAUGUUUAUUACUUUUACUAACUUAAAACGAAAAAAAAAGAACCAAACUCA